UAGGCCCCGCCUCCGCGAAGUAGCUCGAGGUACGGCGCGUCAUUCAUGGCCGAGCUAAAGGCUGCGCCACUCUCCGGGUCCGUCCAGCUGCAGCGGCUCGCGAGAGGAACCUACGGGAACACCUGUCUCCCCCGCGUAACCGUGAACAUCCGGCGAGGACCGCGCCGCCGACGACGACGACGCCGAUCGGCACCAGGGAGACCACCGCGCUAUCACCGCGACCGCCAAGUGCUACUACGCGCUUCAACGUCCGCAUCCUCCUCGAUAGUGGAUCGCGAGAGUGUCCGGUGAGCCGUGUUCCGGAGCCGGUGGCAGGCUCGCGGAUAGGCCGCCGGCUCGCGUCGUGCAUGGGACCGAUCAUGUGUCGACAGUGUGUCAAGUGAUUGCUAUUAUUCGUCGGGGGUUUGUUUUCUCGUUCUUGGUGGAGGUAUAUGUACGUAAAGGGGGAAGCUUGUUGCUAGUAGAGUAGAAGAGAUAUAGAGAGGGUUCGCGUGGGAAAAAGACACGGAAGUGUCCGUUGUUUUGAUCGGUGGGUGUGUGGUUUUUUUUCGUACGAGGUAACAUUAUUGUUGGGUGUGAUUCACGGUGUUUCAACAGACGGACAAGAUCGACGUUCGUGGUGGAGGGCUGGCUAAUGCACCGCGGCGGCGGUGUCGCCGGAAGCGGUGCUGGUGGAGCCGCCGGUAUCGCCGGAGGAUCUGCCGGAAGUGGUGCGUUACCCUCGACGAGUCACCGCGGCCUCGAACUGGAACAUCCGUCGGCGAUGCCCGGUGCCCCGGGUUUUCAUUGGGGGGCGAUGCUCGCCGGCCACCAUGCGGCUGCCGCGGCGAGCAUGAUGCAGCCACCCCUGUCCGCGGCCGGUGAGUACACCCCCGCACCGGCACACCAUGGCCCUACGCAUCCUGCCAUGCCUAUGGACCUUCACGUUCACCAGGGAUUCCCUUACUACAGGUAUCGAGAUGACGCUCUCUGUUGGACAGACAGGAAACCGUCCAUGGACGACGUUGGAAAUCCUACCUCUGUCAACGCACGAUUUGACGAGAGACACUACGCUUUCGAAAGCAUCCUCGAGCUGCGCAAGGAAAAAAGCAGAGACGCUGCCAGGUCUCGAAGGGGGAAGGAGAACUUCGAGUUCUACGAGUUAGCGAAAAUGCUGCCAUUACCGGCGGCUAUUACCUCCCAGUUGGACAAAGCCUCUAUAAUAAGGCUAACCAUCUCGUACCUCAAACUUCGGGAGUUCUCGGGUCACGGAGACCCGCCAUGGAAUCGGGAUGGGCCACCGCCAAAUAAAUCUGGCAAAGGUGCGAAUCGUGUGAGGUCAUCAGCAUCCGCUACGAUGGAGCACUUCGAUGUACAUCAGGGUACCCACAUACUUCAAUCGUUGGACGGGUUCGCGAUGGCGGUCGCCGCUGAUGGACGGUUCCUGUACAUAUCCGAGACCGUCUCAAUUUACCUUGGACUCUCACAGGUAGAGAUGACGGGAUCAAGCGUUUUCGAUUACGUUCAUCAGCAAGACCACGCGGAAGUCGCGGAACAAUUAGGCCUGGGACUGACAUCGAGCACCUCUUCCGGUCCACACUCGUCGAGCUCCGGUUUAGCGUCGCCGAGUAGCGCGGCGUCCGAAGAACACGGUUCAUCUUCCACCGCGAAUCCCGACGUGUCGUCGGUAAUGUCGUUAUCGGCAAAUAAUCUUUACAAGGGAUACGAUCGUGCGUUCUGCGUGAGGAUGAAAUCCACUUUAACGAAAAGGGGCUGCCAUUUCAAAUCGUCUGGUUAUAGGGUCGUGUUAUUACUGUGCCGUUUGAGACCGCAGUAUACGUUUGGCCAUUCAAGAAAGUCUGCACCACCAUUGAUAGGCAUGGUUGGCCUGGCGAUCGCACUUCCUCCGCCAAGUGUGCACGAAAUUCGCCUCGAAGCCGACAUGUUCGUCACGCGGAUCAGUUUCGACUUUCGGAUAGCGCAUUGUGAGCCAAGGGUGUCCGAAUUAUUAGAUUAUACAGCCGACGAAUUAACGGGGAAGAAUCUUUAUACGUUGUGCCAUGGGGAAGAUGCGAAUCGUCUUCGGAAAUCUCACAUCGACCUGAUUCACAAGGGGCAAGUGUUAACGCAUUAUUAUAGAUUAAUGAAUAAAAGCGGAGGAUACACAUGGUUACAGACGUGCGCCACGGUAGUGUGCAAUUCGAAAAACGCGGAGGAGCAAAAUAUCAUCUGUGUCAAUUAUGUUAUAAGUGGUCGAGAGUUCGAGAAUUUAAUCAUGGACUGUUGUCAACUGGAAGAAGGCGUGAUGGGUGUCAAGCGUGAGGACGCGGCUGGAAACGAUCCAGAAAAUGGAUCACCGGAUGCCGAUAGAGGAGAAGGAAGAAAUCACGGUGGACCACCGAACCAGCAUCAAGAACACCCUCACAGGUCGCCGCCUGAAGAUCGCGAAGAUACUCGCGGCUCGGAGAGCGAAAAACGAGGCAGCCGGCAUCACGACAACAUAGCUCAGUUACAGCAAGAGCCGCAGACAGCGGUAGGAAACAUUAACACGCUCGUAGUGAAAUUACGUGGACACAAGCGAAAGCUGCACGAGGACGAUAGCAGCUCGAUCGAGGAGGAGGACGAGGAGGACGAUUCAACGGUGAAAGUCACGAAUAACGAGAGAAGCCACGCUCUAAGUCCAGCUCCAUCAAACCAUUCCAUUUCAGGAGGUGAGCAAGUACUGUGCUCGGCCAGUCCUAAAUCGAGACGCGUGGAAGAUAGAACGAGCAACGCCGACAGUACCGGCACCUCCGUGAAAGAUCUAGAGCAGGCGAUGUCCAAGCAUCUGCCAGUUCAGAAUCUAAAUAAAUCCCAUUCACCGACGCUGCAUCAGCCUACGGAUUUCAGCACGGACGCGUUGCUCAAGCAGCAACAGCAGAGGAGUACGAUACAAUGGAUCGGAGCUCAUCAUCAUCUGGGACAUCUAAGUCCGCAACAGUCGACUACCGCGCCAUUGCCAGCGUCCGCUCUUCUACGACAAUUAUACGCCAACAGAGAGAGCGUGAUACGAGCUAACGUUCACGGAAUCACGUCCAGUAGUACUACAAGAACCUCCUCUUCCGGUGGAACCUAUUACGCCGGGGACACGACACCCAGUGGUCCUCUACCCACUCCACCUGGCUCCGAAGGAUCCAGCACCUAUGGCGAACAUCAAUUUGUGUUAGCAACACACAAUCAGAAAAAUUCCACCGGAACAAGUUGCGCCGAUGCGUUCACCAGUCUGGUUUCCUCGUAUUCUACCGCCAGCGGUUACACGGUCGAUUAUCACUCGGCGAUGACUCCACCGUCGUCCGUUUCACCGAGGGACAAGCAACAACAACAACAACAGCAACAGCUGCAUCCGGUAAACGUGAUAAGCAGCUACGAAGGCUCGUCGGCUUAUAGCGAUCCCGUGUUACGACACCAAUACGAGCCAGCGCAACCAUUGCCUUUAAAGCCACAAGUGUACUCGGCUGCUGUUCAUCCGAGCGCGUUGGACGCUGCUGCAGCGUAUGCCUCGGCCGGUUUAAGCGAGCAGGCGCAAUUUUAUCAUCACCCGGCUGCUGGGGCUGGUUUCCACAUUUACCAUCCGACGAACAAGUCGACGACGAACGGUUGGUACAGUUCGACGUCCUAGUGGCGUGCGCCGGCACGCGAGAGACGUGUACUUAAGUAACUGAAAAUUCUGAGCCCAAAGUCCCCACAUGCAUAUCAGUGAUAUCAUAUUCACCUCGGCAUCUCUGUACACCGAUUUCCCCUCUCGUUUCCCCUCUCUCCUUCCAUACAUUUGUUCAUCUUUCCCUUUCGGUUAUCUCCUAUUUUCGCUUUAUCUAUUCUUCACUUUCGCCACAAGCUCAUCGUUUCUAUCUUCCCCUAAGCUAGUUUUCAUAUUUUAUCCCCGCGUCUUUUCCUAUCACCCAAGCGAUCAUACGCGCGCAUCCAAUGUGCCAAUUGAACUGUAAAAAAUCGCUGCUCUCUAUUCUUGACUAUGUAGAACGACUUAUUGUAAUAUAAUAGAAAUAAAUUAUUAUGUAUGUUGACAUUUUCGGAGAUAUUCGCGAAAGCAAAACUGAGGAUAGGAGUUUCUUAAAAAAGAAAAAAAAAGAAAAAGAAAGAGAAACACAAAAAAGGGAAGGAAUAAAUUUGAAACAAAGAGGAGAAGAAUAUGUUUUGAUGCGACGCUCAAGGGGCAAAACGGUGAAUCUCGAAACGCGGUGACCAAUCAGUCCCACGUGAACACGAGGAUAACGCACGAAAGGAGGAACAACAGAGGAACGAAGACAGAGAUUUACCAGCGUUAUUGCUGUAAAAAAAAAGAGAGAGAGAGAGAAAAAGAAGAAACGCUGGCGUGGUUGUUAGCGAUAAAUUUACUCGAGAAGCCGUACUUGUCGUAAAUUUUUUAUACUUGUAACAUUUUGUUGCGUAAAUACGAUGACUUUAGUGAAGUCAACAGUGCAAUCGUUACACGUUUUUUAGCGUUAAUUUAAGAGGAUCGGAUAGAGAAGAAUAAUGUUUACCUUUUUGCUUAUAAAUGAAAAGAAGCGUUGUUUCUGUGCGAGAGAAAGGAGAGAGUGUGAGUGUGAUAGAAAAAAAGAGAGUAUGUAACACUACGAAGGAAAUCGCUAUCUCUAUUAAUAUAGAAAACUAAUUAUUUUAACGUUCUAUCAAUUUUAUCAAUCUAUCAGUUACAUUUAUUAAUCGUUGCCAACAAAAGUCACGUAUUAAAUUUGAUUGUUCGAAUCUUGGCAACGUAAACGUUAAUACAUAUCGAUUUGUCCGAUAACGAUAAAUCACUGCCUUACCAAUUGCAUACGGAUAUUUAAAUGUAAAAGGCGCUUACCUUUAAAAAAACAAGCUAUGCGAAUGUGCAACGAAUCUUGUUUGUUUAAGUAAAAGUUACUAAGCAUGGACAUACAUGUUGCUAGAGGUAGCGAAUUCUUUCAAAGAGAUUAUUAUGUUUUGUUGUAAAUUGAUGAAUUGUUUUUUGACGAGUACACAUGUAAAUACAAUUUUAUGUGCUGUAAGA
Bombus pyrosoma is the source of this 5026-nucleotide messenger RNA. Its product is annotated as protein trachealess. Bases 635 to 3637 code for a protein of 1000 amino acids. NCBI's taxonomy places the organism in Eukaryota, Metazoa, Arthropoda, Insecta, Hymenoptera, Apidae. The transcript is spliced from 14 exons. The record is from RefSeq and is a predicted model, not a curated record. Gene Ontology annotation, biological process: regulation of transcription by RNA polymerase II. Gene Ontology annotation, molecular function: DNA-binding transcription factor activity, RNA polymerase II-specific; RNA polymerase II transcription regulatory region sequence-specific DNA binding; protein dimerization activity.